AUGGAUUCCCCCGCCAAACGACGAAAAACUAGCGAAUCUACAGGAAUUGCUGUGCCACCAGAGCUAGGUCAAAAUGUGUUCCGACCACCACGACGACCCUCCUUCCAAUCCCCAACAAGAGCCAGUCUUGCGCGAUCGCAACCGGAUGUGUUAGAGCGCGCGCUCAGCAGAUCCCCCACACGACGAGCUUCCAGCAAAGUGGACGAACAGACUGAUGCUCGAAAAUUUGGACUCCGGGACCGCAAAGCCCUCCGACCUUCGCUGAAUGCUUCAGCGAGUCCUCUCACCCAACCCCGAGCACCCGAUGCGCCGACAGGAUCCCCCAACAGGCGCCCGAGUGGCAUCCAGGCAUUCUCGAAGCCACCCCGCAGAAGUCUGAAAAAGAUCCUCCCUGGAGAUUUUAUGUUUGGGUCUCCAAUUCCUCGGUCAACUGCUCCCGACUCAAGUACACCGGAAGGUCAAUUGGCAAUGGAAUUAGGCGAGGCUACACAAGAAGCAGAUGCGGACUUGGGAGAUGAAGGCCCAAUUAUGGGCGAGGAUAUGCUCGAACCAGAUCUUCCUCCAACCCCAACUCAACUCGGACUGGAGAAGGCCCCAGAUCGACCUAGAGGGAGGAUGAGCAGCAGUCCCAGUUUGCGACAGGAGAAACGGAUGAGACGACGAGACACUCAGCCAUUGGGCGAAAGCCCGUUGAAAGCAGUCAAAUAUCGAUCUAUCACUCCUACAGAGACAGAGACUAGUUUCAAUUCGGAAUUGUCUAUGGCUGCGCAAGAAAAAGUCAAGUCGCGCAAGAGAAGUGCUGCGGAACUGCAACGGCUUAAAGAUGAAGUUGAAGAACUAGAGAGAUGGGCCAAAAAGAUUGAGUCUGACGAUGGCCUGAAAGGCGACAGAGGACUGGAUAGACUACUGUCAUUACUUACAGCGGAAGAAGCAAACCUUGAGAGCCUACCGGCUCCUCAAGUAGCCCCAAAGCCAAUAUCUUCCAUCCUUGCUACUCUACUGCCAUUUUCCUCGAACAUACCUCAACCCAAACGUCAGGCAUCGCCCCUACCAACCAAUCCAUUCGCCUUACAAGAAUCCUCCAAGGAACUGCCAUAUUUGACAGUCUUUGCACCACUGGCUCUCAAAUCCCGCACAACUCGAUCAUCACAUAGAGAAGGGCCAUCAGAAACACACUCUCUGACCUUCUCCGCCCCGUCUCCAUUCCCAUCAAGUAUCUACAACGCAACAGUAGUCUACGAGACAAGCCCAGAAACCCAAACCGUGGUGUCCGUGUCUGUUCCAACCGGCAGUGACAGCAAGAAAAGAAAAACACCCGAAGCUCUCCGUCAAUGGAUUGACACACGUCUAGAGAACCCUCUCUUGAAGUUGGACGUACCAACUCUAUGCUGGGGCAUCAACCGAUACUGGGAAUGCUCAGUCACACGAGCCCACCUUUGGGCACACAUUGACCACAAAUACGGCCCCAGGGCUCUGCGAGGUAACAAGGAACCAAUGCCCGGAACUGAGAACGGGGCUCUCACAAUAUCGGACUUACGCCGGCUGGUUCCUCACCUGCAUCGAAGUACAAUGACCAUCAAAUCCAAAUCGCCAGGCUUGGGUCCUCGUGUGCUAUUGUCCAUUACUUUGGUUCUGGAUGAAUGGACUGGGGAACCUCAGCUUCGGCCAGAGAUCAGUGUCUCGUCAACAGGCGCGGAUCGAAAAAUUGACCAUGAGACAAAGAAGCUGUUCCAUGCGUUACUCCGGGAGGGUGGCGAUUCAGCCUCGAGUGGCGUGGAUCCUGUAUUGAGAGCUACUGAGGGUGCUCUUGGUACGCUGUUUGGGGAGAUUUGA
Molecule: messenger RNA, 1833 nt
Organism: Penicillium nucicola
Lineage: Eukaryota; Fungi; Ascomycota; Eurotiomycetes; Eurotiales; Aspergillaceae
Exons: 2
Coding region: 1-1833 (610 amino acids)
Source: RefSeq, a predicted model, not a curated record